Messenger RNA from Chionomys nivalis (European snow vole), 1076 nucleotides. It is a transcript of the gene Ppie, whose product is annotated as peptidylprolyl isomerase E. The transcript has 10 exons. Gene Ontology annotation, molecular function: peptidyl-prolyl cis-trans isomerase activity; RNA binding. Bases 37 to 942 code for a protein of 301 amino acids. Gene Ontology annotation, cellular component: intracellular membrane-bounded organelle. Lineage: Eukaryota; Metazoa; Chordata; Mammalia; Rodentia; Cricetidae. Gene Ontology annotation, biological process: protein folding; protein peptidyl-prolyl isomerization. The record is from RefSeq and is a predicted model, not a curated record.
UCUAGCGGCGACUUCCGGCGGAAACGAGUGAGGAAGAUGGCUACCACCAAGCGUGUGUUGUACGUGGGUGGGCUGGCAGAAGAGGUGGACGACAAGGUUCUUCAUGCUGCUUUCAUCCCAUUUGGAGACAUCACAGAUAUUCAGAUUCCUCUGGACUAUGAAACAGAAAAGCACCGAGGAUUUGCUUUUGUUGAAUUUGAGUUGGCAGAGGAUGCUGCAGCAGCUAUCGACAACAUGAAUGAAUCUGAGCUCUUUGGACGGACAAUCCGUGUCAAUUUGGCCAAACCCAUGAGAAUUAAAGAGGGCUCUUCCAGACCAGUUUGGUCAGAUGAUGACUGGUUGAAGAAGUUUUCUGGGAAGACUCUUGAAGAGAAUAAAGAAGAAGAAGGACCCGAGCCUCCCAAAGCAGAAACCCAGGAGGGAGAACCCGCUACAAAAAAAGCACGGUCAAAUCCUCAGGUUUACAUGGACAUCAAGAUUGGAAACAAGCCAGCUGGCCGAAUCCAAAUGCUCCUACGUUCUGAUGUUGUUCCCAUGACAGCAGAGAAUUUCCGUUGCCUGUGCACCCAUGAAAAGGGCUUUGGCUUCAAGGGAAGCAGCUUCCACCGCAUCAUCCCCCAGUUCAUGUGCCAGGGCGGUGAUUUCACAAACCACAAUGGCACAGGAGGCAAGUCCAUCUAUGGAAAGAAGUUUGAUGAUGAAAACUUCAUUCUCAAACACACAGGACCAGGCCUUCUCUCCAUGGCCAAUUCUGGCCCAAACACCAAUGGCUCCCAGUUCUUCCUGACCUGUGAUAAGACAGAUUGGCUGGAUGGCAAGCAUGUGGUAUUCGGGGAGAUCACUGAAGGCCUGGAUGUCUUACGGCAGAUUGAGGCUCAGGGCAGCAAGGACGGGAAGCCGAAGCAGAAGGUGAUCAUUGCUGACUGCGGAGAGUACAUGUGACGCUGCGCUCGUCCGCACUCUGUACACAGGGACGGGGCUGCCAGGCCGCCGGGACCUAGACAGUGCGCUACCAGUGUGUCCUGGGCUGACUAGAGCCAUUUUAUUUGCUAAAAUAAACUAUUUUUUGUACUGUU